AAAUUGUCUGUUCAGAUUAAACAAGCAAAGGAUUAGACUUCAUAAACAAAACCCAAGAAAUGCUGGGCAGUCUAGACAUAUAGGCACCAUUAAGACAUUACUCUUCAAUGUAGCAGUAAUGUUUACAUCUGACUAUUUCAAAGACACAAAUGCAGGGGGAAAGUAUGUGUGCGUGUACUGUAUACCUGUUGCAACUGCAAUUUACUGGGCAACUCAAUAAGCGAAAGAACAUAUCUAAUUGUCAAUGCAUGAUUUCCAAUUCUGAUUUAUAGACUGUACUGUGCAUAUCUAAUACACAGUUUACAUAAUUGCAUUUUAUGGUGAAAUUAUGUAAGGUUAACCUGUCAUAUCAACAUGCCAUGGCAUCAUAGUUCCUGAUAUAUCUGCUUGUCAAGACCAAUGUCCAUGUACUGAAAGUGAAAUCUGAUGUAUGGCCUUCAGUCUCUGGAGAUAUGAUAGGCCUAUUGCCUUUCUCUUGCGAAACACCCCAUGGCAGAUACAACUACAAGCGGGUUGACCCCCCUUCUCACCAAAGAAACAUGGUAAUCUCUUGUUUAGUAAAAUAAGAAAACCUGACCGCUUGGCCUAGAAGCACACAUAGCCUACUACUAUCUAGACAGGGUCAGGGCAGCUGAUGCAUUGAAUGAUCUGUGAUGCCACUUGCUGUGUGGAUUUGUGUUUUCAGUGUCAGUUUCGAGAUAGAUUUAAGACUUGAGUUUUGAUAUCAGGCAGGCUUCCAUGACCAUAUAUUUGGUCUAAUUGACAGUAUUCUCCCACAGCGUUCAUUUGCAUCUAUUAGGCCUACUAAAAUAUUUUACCAAACCAAAUCUUUGGCUGUAGGCUGUUGUUCUGUUUUCACUAAAUGAAUUCAGUUCAAAUGACAAUUUACGCAUCACAACAACAUAGGGCGGCUAUGUGGUCCACUCAGCACUACGCCUGCCUGCCUGUACUGCUGCAUUCAGGAGCACAUGGUUGUUCACAUGGUCCUCCUCCUCUGUUGCUGCCGAUGAUGCGCAAGUACAGUCCCGCAUAGCUAGCACGCAGAGUAGACGCUCCUCCAGUCCAUUCAUCAAAAUUGACUCCUGGCUGGCUGCAUUCCGUCGUGUGCGUGGAUUAAAAGAGGACUGUCUCGAUAGUAUGCGUGCUUUUACUCGGAAGGAUUAGAUUUAUUCUUGGGUGAAGACAGCGAAGGCAGAGACAUUAGUGAGGACGCGCAGGCUUGGAUUUAGAAAGGAGUGCGUCCAUCGAUUGAUGCUGCUGUGCAGACUGCAAGACAUCCAUACUGCUGCAAAAGCCAACAAAUUGCUUCCAGAAGACACACACCGUAGGUCUACGGGUCCAUAGCACCAGGACGCCGCAGUGUGACAGGGGAAGCACGGCAAAGGGCUUCAGAGUUGGACAAGAUAGGUAGGCGCAAUUGCAUAGGCUGGAUCAAGGACGUUCAAAAGGGCAUAACUAUCUCUACAACAUUGCAGAUACGUCGUUUGACUAUCUUAGAGCUUGGAUAGACCAAAUCUAUGGUGAAACGUCGAAAGUCUCAUCACCUCCCCUUGAGUGACUGACGCAGCUGCUUAGCUGGAUAGAAAUAGCCCCAACAGUCUGAAUGGCGAUAGUAGCGGACCGAGGGUGUUGUUGGAGCGGAGCGCUAUCCGAGUCUUUACCUCGUAAAGGAAACCUUAAAUGACACGGAUGAGAAUAGUUACGCCAAUGUAAGAUGGAGGAUAGUUUUGAUUGCGACUGUGGUGAGCUUGAGCCACCCGAUCACUGAGGGAAAGAGAACCUAAAUCAGCUGCCAGUUUAGCUUUCAGGUGUUUGGCUUGAAUUUAUUUUAAAAAAAAAACAAAAAAAAGAAAAACACAAAAAAAGGAACAAAAAAAUACUAUUAAUUAUUUGUAGUGCUACUAAUAUUCAACAAUGCUGCUCAGGACCAGUCAUACACUGAAUGUAUCUGCACUGUGAGGAGGAUGGUAUUAGAUAUUUAAGUAAUACAGCUUUUCUUUUGAUGCCUUUUUAACUGGCCUCAACUAUCCAUUCCAUUAUUGUGUCACACAUCCCCUAUUAAGGCAACAUUUCCCUAACAGAAACAGUGAUAUGAUUUCACUGUAUGAUGACAUAUCAAAGAGUUCACUUUUCCAUAAACUGAGGGCUAGGAAGGGGGCAGAGAGGUCCUGUGGGGCUCGUUGUUGAAGUAAGAUAAGCCAGACUUGGGACAUUUCAAUAUUAACUGAGGAAAGGCGUUAACAAAAUUUCACAUUGGCCUGCAUUAGGAAAAAAAAUCCAACACAUCACUACCGUUAAAGAGGUGCAGAAGUAGAUAGAGAGUGGUCUCGUAGGAGAAGAGAAGGCCAGUACUACCACCAAACAUGGCGGAGAAGUUUGAGAGCCUGAUGAACAUUCACGGCUUCGACCUGGGGCCCCGCUACAUGGACCUGAAGCCACUGGGCUACGGCGGCAACGGCCUGGUAUUCUCGGCCGUGGACACGGACUGCGACAAGCGCGUGGCGGUCAAGAAGAUCGUGCUGACCGACCCUCAGAGCGUCAAGCACGCGCUGCGCGAGAUCAAGAUCAUCCGGCGGCUGGACCACGACAACAUCGUCAAGGUCUUCGAAACGCUGGGGCCCAGCGGGCGGCGGCUGACCGAGGACGUCAGCUCGCUGACUGAAGUCAACUCCGUCUACAUCGUGCAGGAGUACAUGGAGACGGACCUGUGCAAGGUGCUGGAGCAGGGCUUGCUGUCGGAGGGCCACGCGCGCCUCUUCAUGUACCAGCUGCUGAGGGGCCUCAAGUACAUCCACUCGGCCAACGUGCUGCACCGCGACCUCAAACCCGCCAACCUCUUCGUCAACACCGAGGACCUGGUGCUCAAGAUCGGAGACUUUGGCCUCGCACGCAUCAUGGACCCUCACUACUCCCACAAGGGCCACCUCUCGGAGGGACUGGUGACCAAAUGGUACCGGUCUCCGCGCCUGCUGCUGUCCCCCAACAACUACACCAAAGCCAUCGACAUGUGGGCCGCCGGAUGCAUAUUCGCCGAGAUGCUGACGGGGAAGACCCUGUUUGCAGGUGCCCACGAGCUGGAGCAGAUGCAGCUGAUCCUGCAGUCCAUCCCCGUGGUGCACGAGGAAGACCGCCAGGAGCUGCAGAGCGUCAUCCCCGUCUUCAUCAAGAGCGACAUGUCCGAGCCACAGACCCCGCUCGCCAAGCUGCUGCCCGGCGUCAGCGCCGAAGCCCUAGAUUUCCUGGAGAAGAUCUUGACUUUCAACCCCAUGGAUCGCUUGACGGCAGAGGAGGCCUUAGCCCACCCCUACAUGAGCGACUACUCCUUCCCCCUGGAUGAGCCCAUCUCCAGCCACCCCUUCCACAUCGAGGACGAGGUGGACGACAUCCUCCUGAUGGACCAGAGCCACAGCCACGUCUACAACUGGGACAGGUACCAUGACAGCCAGUUCUCCGACCAAGACUGGCACUUGCACAGCACCCACGAGGCGGAGGAGGUGCAGCGCGACCCGCGCGCCAUGUCGGACGUCACGGACGAGGAGGAGGUGCAGGUGGACCCGCGCAAGUACCUGGACGGCGACCGCGAGAAGUUCCUGGACCACGACUCGCCCUCCUUCGACUCCUGGCAGCACGAGGACCACCACAACCACCAUGAGAACAAGUACUGCGACCUGGAGUGCGGACACACCUGCAACUACAAGGCCGUCUCGCCCUCGUACCUGGACAACCUGAUCUGGCGCGAGAGCGAGGUCAACCACUACUACGAGCCCAAGCUCAUCAUCGACCUCUCCAACUGGAAAGAGCAGCAGAGCAAGGAGAAGGCUGCCAGCGCCGCCAGCACCGCAGCCAACGCCACCGCCAACGACAAGAAGGGCAAGACCAAGUGUGAGAAGAACGGCCUCGUCAAGGCCCAGAUCGCCCUCCAGGAGGCCACACACAACCAGGCCCCCGAGAAGGACAGUGAGCAGGAGAAAGACCUUAACCACCAGCAACAACAGCAGCAGCAGCAGCAGACACAGCAGACGCAGGACCACCACCAGGGCUUCGACUUUGACUCCUUCAUCGCAGGCACCAUCAAGCUGAGCCUGCAGCCCGAGCCCUGCAGCGAGGUGGGCCUGCUGAAUGAACUUAACAGCUCGGUGUCGGCACUGGAGGGCCUGCGCGGCUCCAUGUCCAAGUCCAUCAGCCAGGAGAAGGAGGAGAAGUGCCUGGUGAACCUGGCUCAACUCGGGGGCCGGGGGCCACCCAACCCCUGGGAGAGCUUCGGCGUGUAUGCGUCAGCGGGCGAGGAGAGCUGCCUGAUAGACGAGGCGUGCUGGGACGUGCGCAAGGACGACCACCUCCAGCAGCUCCAGAGCACGGCCUACACCAGCUACCUGGACCGGCUGUUCAGCAAGCGCGAGGAGGCGGCCGAAGUGGUGCCGGGGGUGGCCGUGUUGGAACCCGAGCCCGAAGUAGUGGUGGUGGGCACGGGGGCAAUGGAGGAGCGCUUCCUGGCACGCAACGGGGAGCUGGUCCUCAACAUGCAGCUGGAGUCGCUCACCCUGCCCGGCUUCGACGGCGCCACCGACUUGCCUCUCAAAUCCAUCCAGGCCUCGUUAACCCCCUCCGCGGUCAAAUGCUCCCCCCAAAUUGCCCAUAAGACAUACAGCAGCAUUUUUAAACAUCUGAAUUAAAAACGAAAGAAGUCCCAGUUGCAGCAAUUUUAGACUACUUCCUGCAUUUGUUUCCCUUUUUUUAAGUAGUACAUUGUUUUUUACUUGAAUCAUUUCAUACCAUUUUUAUUUUAAAGUAUGGUUUCUUUUUAUUUGACUUUUCAAGUUACUAGUUCUGUUCAACGAGGCGACCUCUGACAACGACAUAAAGGUCCUGUAGCAGCCUGAACCAUCCUAUAAGGCCCUCUCAAGUGUAUGAUCAUGCUUAUUUUCCAUUUUUUUAAUUUUUGUUUUAACUGGCAUGUCAUUUGCACAAGGCGUACUGUAGAUGCAUGUGGAAGUAAGAGUGCAUGGGGUUGUGACCAGACAAGAAGGAGGGAGAGUGUUGGAGGGAAGAAGCACAGAAAGUGAUGAGUUGCAGGCAGGAUGAUGAGGAAAAUGCACUAAAAAAAGAACAUGGGAGACGUAGAGGUUGACAUCACUACCCGUGAGUUAAGUCUAAUGAAGUGACUUUCCUAAGGGGUAGUGGGGUCAUUUUUCCAGCUUGUGUCUAUUUCCAUUCUUUUUUUCUAUCUAGGUCUAAGUUAUUUAUGUAUUUUUCCCAGAAUCUUCAAGAAAUUAUUUCAUGAAUAUUACCAUUUAUUGGACAUAUGAUGCCAGCAGCAGCAAUCCAUUAAAUGUAGAACUUUGUAAAUGUGUUAUCUACCUCAAGGUAACAGCAGAGAGCAAGACACUCAGAGCCACACUAGUGCUUUACUCGUGUUCAUCCUGAUAACCGUUCAGUGAGCAGUGACUUUCUUUUUUUACAUUUAGCAUUUGCCAUAGUGAAGUGUUAAGAUCAUUAUUUAUUUUUUGCAGAUGUGAGAUAUUUAUUUUGAAAGGAAAAAAAAACGUGAAUUCAAUGUGACUGUUGGAAACAUUGGACAUUGGACUUCCAUUUUCCUUUUUUGGCAGGAUGGUAUGUUUGUUUAUUUUUAAUUGUAAGGAUGCAGAUUCAUCCACCUCCUCUGUCAUAUGGAGAUGCGUUCCAUAUUCCAUCUUUUGUCUCCUUAAGGAUUUUUUUUUUUAGUUUUUAUGUUUUUGUUUUGUUUUUAUGUUUUUUUUUUUGGGUUUUUUUUUAAGAUGUGUGGUCAGUGAGAGGAAUAUAUGGGUUUUGGUUGUUUCCUCCAGUUGCACCUAAAAGUCUUAAUUUUCUUUCUCUUUCUUUUCUAAAUGUGCGUGUGUGUGUGUGUUUAUAUGUGUGCGUGUGUAAGUAUAUAUCUGUAAAAUGUAUAUAACACACACAUGACACACAUUCAUACACACUGCUAUAUAUAAAUGUAUUGUUUAAAUCAUGUGCAUGGAAGAAACCAAGAGAAGGUACAUUAAAAACGAAGUUAACGGUGAAGUAUAUUGUACAUCAUUAAUUUGAUUUUAAUUGUAUGUUUUUACGAAAAAAGUUUAUAUAUUUUUUUCCAAGCAAAAGCAUGAGUAAAAAAUUAGGUUAAGGUGUAGCAUGUAGAAACAUUUUGCCUUUAAAACUGGUACUCAGAUUUUAUCAUCGGUUCCCCUGUUGUAAAAAAGUCAUUAAUAAAAAUUGCCAGAAAAUA
This is a messenger RNA of Engraulis encrasicolus (European anchovy), 6241 nucleotides long. It is a transcript of the gene mapk6, whose product is annotated as mitogen-activated protein kinase 6. The record is from RefSeq and is a predicted model, not a curated record. Gene Ontology annotation, cellular component: cytoplasm; nucleus. NCBI's taxonomy places the organism in Eukaryota, Metazoa, Chordata, Actinopteri, Clupeiformes, Engraulidae. Gene Ontology annotation, molecular function: MAP kinase activity; ATP binding. Bases 2364 to 4673 code for a protein of 769 amino acids. Gene Ontology annotation, biological process: protein phosphorylation; intracellular signal transduction. The transcript is spliced from 7 exons.